Molecule: messenger RNA, 3454 nt
Organism: Rhopilema esculentum
Lineage: Eukaryota; Metazoa; Cnidaria; Scyphozoa; Rhizostomeae; Rhizostomatidae
Source: RefSeq, a predicted model, not a curated record
CUCAAGCGAACACUGAAACCAAUGUUGACAUGUAUGGGUUUGUUUCUCAGAACGAGGCAAAACGUAUAUGGCUGCAGACCUGCAUAAAAGCAGCCAGAUGUUUUCCGAUCUUCUGAUUUUGGUAGAGAUCGGAAAAUUAAUGUUUAACAUGUUGAUGUUUGCAUAGUUAUUUUCUUGAGAACGGGUUUUAACAGGCUGAAGGUGUCAAGAAAAUUGUUCAUUGUUGAAUCGUUGCUGUUUUGUGCCUUGAUUUACAAUGGGGAUGGCCAGCGUCGCAUAUCGAAAAUUUAACUAAGCAACUUCUGCCUACCUGAACUCUGACAGCAAAUUGAAAUUGCUUUUCAAACAAGGAAAUAUGAAUCUCACUGCUUUUCUGUGGCGAAUUGCAUUCAUUCUUUAUUUCUGUCAGCAUAGAUGCUUCAGUAUUAUAGAGGAUGUUUUGCUGCCCUACCAGAAGUCACAUGAUGAUACGAAGAGAAACCACAGAUACGUAAGGGAAUGCCAACAUAUAAUUCACGGUAACAAGACUUUUGAGACUUACAGAAGUUAUAAUACAAGUAAGGAAAACUCUGUUGAAUAUUUAAAGUAUUUGACUCAUAAAAUCGAAUCAAGGCAGGACACAUUUGGUAUCAAGAAGAAAUACGUACACGGACAUAUAGCACUGAUAAACAAUCCCGCAAAAACUUUUUCAGUAUUGUAUCCAGGAUCUAAAGCAACUUGCAGCCAAUGGUCUGGUAUCAGAGAAACAGUUUCAAAUACAGCAAAGCAUGCUAAAUGCACAAUUGCAAUAAAUGCUGGAUUUUUUAAUACACACACUGCAGGGUGUUUAGGAAAUAUUGUGUCCAAUGGUCACAUGAUACAUGAUUCAAAUGGUGUCCAGAAUGCUAACUUUGGAAUUCGAAAAAAUGGGGAACUAGUUGUGGGUUAUUUGUCAGAUGAUGAUGUUACUGAAAAAAAUAACCCUUUUGUGCAACUCAUUUCUGGUGUUGGUUGGCUUAUUAGAAAUGGUAUAUAUAUUAAUGAUAGCAAAAAGGCAGAAUGUGCAGAUACAGAAGAAACUGGUACAAUAGAAAGGUUUUUCAAUGUUAUCUCUGCAAGGUCAGCAAUAGGCCAUGAUAAAGAUGGAAGAAUCAUUCUUAUUACUAUUGAUGGGAAAACUGAUAAACAAGGAGUCAACCUGUUGGAGCUUGCACGGAUUCUAAAAGAGCAUGGAGCAGUUAAUGCUAUAAACUUGGAUGGAGGAGGAUCAGCCACAUUUGUUGUUAAUGGAACAGUUAUAAACUACCCUUCAGAUAUGUGCGGGAAAGAUUAUUCAUGUGAAAGGAAGGUCUCAACUAUCAUUUGUAUACAUAAUUCUGUAUGUGGGAACUGUGUUUGCUCUGGGACAAGAGGCCAAUGCAUCAAUGGAGUGUGUCAUUGUAACCAUUCGAGGCCUUCCAAUGUAAGUGUGGAAAAUUUGCACCAGCAAAAUGGAAAACGUAUCAUCAGUAAUGUUGAUGGCUCAAAGAAAGACGAAACCAGUAAAAAUGUUAUAUUCAAGGAAAGAUCUUUAUUCACUUGCAGCCUUGGAGGUAUUUGGUUCAUAUCACUGACAGCUGUUCUAGGAUGCAGUCUGUUAAUGAAUAUAUUCCUUGUUGUCAUGCUACGCGUGUCAAAAAAGAAACAAGAAAAGCCAUGGCGGCAGGGAGAUCUGAGAGGCCUGCUGGAUGAAGAUAGCGACGGUGUCUAAAAUUGAUAUCAAUCAAAAUCUGAUAAGUAGUAAACAGUAUAAUAAGCGUAGAGAAAUAAUCAUUCGAAAAUAUUUAUUUAAUUAUUGAUGUGGUUAAGUAUCGGCUGGUCCAAACACGCUCAGUUUUGCCAGUCUCGUAGCUUCCUUCUUUGAUUGUGAAGUAUGGAGUGCGUUAACUGGUCUUCUUGCGAACUGUACAUUAGCCAAUCCGAUCGUUCUAUUCUAUCAACAUGACCUUUAUUACUUGCUGCAGGUGCUUCUUAACUUCUCUGUUUGCACCAAGGACCAGUGCUGGUAUGCUGAUAACGAGACGUUGCCCCUCAUAAGACCAUCUUCUAGACUUCAUCUUUAGUGAUCAUCUUUUUACUGUUCAUGGGUCCAUUGCUAGGAUUCUUUUAGAAAAAUGUCCAGGAAUGUUUUAAAAACAUUCUAAAGUAGAACAACGUGUAGAUAACGUGAUUGGAUGAACGCUACAAAAACGAAUUCAGGUCAUGGAAAAAGAGACAGACUUCCACUUCAUUUAACGUCUGCAGUCACUGCCUCGGUAUUGGCUCCGCAAGACAUCUGUAUGCUAGCAUUAAACUGGUUUGAUAGUUAAUUGUCAACUUUGGGUCACACCAGACGCAAAAAUCUCUUUUUGCUUAACUCUGAAGAAAUCCUGUUUGCUUCUGCAGAAAAUCUUUUGCUUUUUCUUCCGCAAAUCCUCCAUUCUUAUAUCUCUGACACCCUAAUUCACUUGACGAAGUUAAUCAGCUAUUUGCUGGAGCGAUCUUGUAAUUCAUUUUUAAAUUAAAUCAAUGGAAAUUAACGGUGUUGGGUAUGCUACAAGCUCAAAUAAAAUAUUAUUCAUAGUAAAAUUUGGUAAUUUGGUUUAUAGCCCAAAUUUAUUAUUUGGUAAUCGUGCGUAGAUAUUAAGUGUGUAAAUCCAUUUUCUUUUUCUGAAUUUUAUUCAAUUUAAAUUUAUUCAUUUUCCGUGAAGCUCAGCGUUUUAUCUUCGAACGAUCAGCCUCUAAUGGUCUCUAAUUUAAUAUUGUUUGGUUGCGAAACCCAAUGUUUCAGUUUUUCAUUUUUAAGAUUAAUACGUAAUACUCUUUUAGUAUUAAUACAAUCAAGAUAAAAUAAGAGAACAAUUGUUUUAUUCCUAUUAUUUUAUCUUGAUACAAUCAAAUAUAGUACAAUAGUUGUCAGUUGAAAUGUAAACUAACUAAUCUAUUAGCGAAAGUGCUGCUAUACCAAGAGGUCGUGUUUACGUGUAUGCAGUUCUGAAGAUGAUCUUUAAAAGCUCUUUUAAAAUAAAAACAGAUUCAGUGUUUCAUACGCUAUUUAGUAUUCCCUUCCUUGGAAUAUCGGCUUUUUACCCGAUUGCAUUAUUACUGAAAAUUGUGCGUACCUAUCUCUAUUUUUCCCCUCUCCCAAGCCAGUGAUUCAAUGCGGGAUAUAAUAUCCCUUGGAUUUAAAAACUAGUAAACUUCUGGAUAGAAAUUAGGGAAAUACGGUAGGAAAAUGAGCAAUUUAUUUAGAUAGAGACAGUUCAGUUGUGUUUGUCCAUAUUUUAGAAUACGAAAUCUUAUUACAGACCAACCAGUCAUGUGGUUUCAGAACUAAUUUGUGCAUUCUAACAAUAUAGUUGUAGAUUAUGUCGAGUAUCAAACAACUGCUAUUUAUUUCAAUUGUAAGCUAGCCCUGUGUGAAUUAUGAUCUUAGAUUAGAUAAAAACGCACUUGA